Molecule: messenger RNA, 3299 nt
Organism: Piliocolobus tephrosceles (Ugandan red Colobus)
Lineage: Eukaryota; Metazoa; Chordata; Mammalia; Primates; Cercopithecidae
Gene: FLVCR1
Product: FLVCR choline and heme transporter 1
Exons: 9
Coding region: 169-1746 (525 amino acids)
Biological process (GO): heme export; mitochondrial transport; erythrocyte differentiation
Cellular component (GO): mitochondrion; membrane
Molecular function (GO): heme binding; heme transmembrane transporter activity
Source: RefSeq, a predicted model, not a curated record
CUGUUCACGCGGCAGCGGGGAUUGCGCUUCGUGGCGCGCGCCACCGGGGAAGGAGCGGUGGGCCGAGGGGGUGGAGGUGGGGUCCCAGGAGGACCUUGGGCUGUGGACCCGGGGAGCGGAGUCGGGGAGUGGGGCGGGGGAGCGAGGUGGCGCCCGGGAGCCAGGGAUAUGGCGCGGCCAGACGAUGAGGAGGGGGCGGCGGUGGCGCCCGGACACCCGCUCGCGAAAGGAUACCUCCCGUUGCCGAGGGGCGCGCCCGCUGGGAAGGAGAGCGUGGAGCCGCAGAACGGGCCCAAAGCGGGCACCUUCCCGGUGAACGGGGCCCCCCGGGACAGCCUCGCUGCCGCCUCGGGAGUUCUGGGCGGGCCUCAGACUCCGCUGGCUCCAGAAGAGGAGACCCAGGCCCGGCUGCUGCCUGCGGGCGCGGGAGCGGAGACCCCGGGGGCCGAGAGCACCCCGCUGCCCCGGACGGCGCUCUCCCCGCGGCGCUUCGUGGUGCUCCUGAUCUUCAGCCUGUACUCGCUGGUAAACGCCUUUCAAUGGAUCCAGUACAGCAUCAUCAGCAACGUCUUCGGGGGCUUCUACGGUGUCACCUUGCUGCGCAUCGACUGGCUGUCCAUGGUGUACAUGCUGGCCUACGUGCCCCUCAUCUUCCCGGCCACCUGGCUGCUGGACACCAGAGGCCUGCGGCUCACCGCCCUGCUGGGCUCCGGCCUCAACUGCCUGGGUGCCUGGAUCAAGUGCGGCAGUGUGCAGCAGCAUCUCUUUUGGGUCACCAUGUUGGGCCAGUGCCUGUGCUCCGUGGCCCAGGUAUUCAUCCUGGGCUUGCCCUCCCGCAUCGCCUCAGUGUGGUUUGGGCCCAAAGAGGUGUCCACAGCUUGUGCCACCGCCGUGCUGGGCAAUCAGGUAAGGACUGGAGUGGUAGAUGAAAGAUCCUUAGAAGACAGAAAAUUAUUCUCAGCCUUCAAAGAAAAACCUCGGUAUCCACCAAGUCAGGCUCAAGCAGCUCUUCAAGACAGUCCCCCUGAAGAGUACUCCUAUAAGAAAUCAAUAAGAAACCUGUUUAAAAACAUUGCUUUUGUCCUUCUGUUGAUCACUUAUGGUAUCAUGACUGGUGCCUUUUAUUCAGUCUCAACAUUAUUAAAUCAAAUGAUAUUGACACAUUAUGAGCGAGAAGAAGUCAAUGCUGGAAGGAUUGGGCUAACACUAGUAGUAGCUGGAAUGGUGGGCUCUAUUCUUUGUGGCUUAUGGCUGGAUUAUACCAAAACAUACAAACAGACUACUCUGAUAGUUUAUAUUUUGUCUUUUAUUGGAAUGGUUAUCUUUACUUUCACAUUGGACCUUGGAUACAUUAUCAUCGUGUUUGUUACUGGAGGGGUGCUUGGCUUCUUCAUGACUGGUUACCUCCCUUUGGGUUUUGAAUUUGCUGUUGAAAUCACUUACCCUGAAUCUGAAGGUACUUCAUCUGGUCUUCUUAAUGCUUCUGCACAGAUAUUUGGAAUUUUGUUCACAUUGGCUCAAGGAAAGCUCACAACAGACUAUAAUCCUAAGGCAGGAAACAUUUUCCUCUGUGUCUGGAUGUUUAUAGGCAUCAUUUUAACAGCAUUAAUCAAGUCGGAUCUGCGAAGACACAACAUAAAUAUAGGAAUUACAAAUGUUGAUGUUAAAGCUGUACCAGCUGACAGUCCCACAGACCAAGAAUCAAAAACGGUUAUGUUGUCCACGCAGUCAGAAUCAGCAAUUUGAAGAGAAAGGAAAAGUUACUAUCCUGUAGUAAUUGGGGACAAUGUGAUCAUCCUUGGAGAGAUAUAUGAGCUCCAAGACUGGGUUUGUAUGUGGUGGGGGAACAGACACACUUACUUGAAAAUUACCAUAUGAACUCUAAAUGCGUAAUUAUUAUUUUGCUUAAUUGUUAAUUUAAGGGAAAUUUUCUUAAAAUUCUUCUGUUUACAUCAUGUUAACACUAUUGUUUAUCUAAUCAGUAUCCAGUUUUUAGUCUUAUAUUGUAUCUGAAAGUAAGCUUCUUGACAUUUGCUUUUUAAAAGUCGGUGUUUUUCUUUUUUGUAGAAAAUGGAAGCUUAGAAGACUUUUUAAAGUGAUAAUAUGGGGUGUUCAGUCCCCAUAAGAUAUAAUUGUUCAUGCAGUUUAUAUAUUAAAAUAUCCAGUGGAACUAAAUGUACAAUAUAUUCCUAAUUGGCUGCCUUUUCACUGUGCUGACCAGCUGUUCAAGCCACUUCCUAUGAGUACAACAUACCAACAUGACACUACUCACCCACAAAGGACAGCAUUGGGAUCAGGCUUUCAGAUGACCUCUACGAUUUUUCCCAUUUAUUGUGCUCUUGUUACAAAGUACUUCUUAACACAUGCAGUCAGUGGCUACAAAAACUAUUCUGUGUACAGAUUCUACCCAGACUUUGGUAUUAGAAUUAUGUUCUCAUUAAGGAGCCUGGUUAUAGGCUCGUUCUGUCUUGAGUUCUUUUCUGUGCUGCCUUUCUAUCAUGGAUAAAUGCUAACACUGUAUUUUUUUCAUUCCAACUUGAGAUAGUUUUGUACCCAUUGCCUUUUUUUUAUUUUAAACUUGCUUCUUUUUUUUCCUGAUGUGUAACUUUCUAGUAAGACAAUUUCAUCAUAUAUGUUACUGGCUAUUUCAUGAUUUCUUGUAUCACAUCCUAUAUUUUGCUUUGAAGAUUCCUGAAAUAAGGAAAUCUGUAAUAACUUCAGAUAGCCUACAUGUCUCCAUUUAGUGGAGAUCUCUUGAAUGCUGUUUGAAUUCUGCAGUAUCAUUUUUAUGACCAUUCUCCUUUGAGGAAUAUUAUUCCCAGGUACAUGCUCCAUCAGUGUGCCAGGGAGUGGAUUCUUUUCUUCACUGCAGCGUCAUCACACUGUUGGAGUUGUCUGCUCUUUUACAUGCUCAGGUAGGGAAAAUAGGACCAAAUAUAUUUCCACAGUGCCUACACUGUGUCAUGUUUACAGUGAGAGGUUAAGUAUUGUUGAUGUCCUGACUCUGAGCUCGUGGGGAGUAUCUUUAUAGUAAUGACAUUUGAUCAGCCAUAGAAUUUACAUUAUGUUCAUAUGCACCCAAAAAAGCUAGUCAGGUAAUGAAUACCCUUGAAGUGAAUAGCAGUUUUGAUUUAGGCAGUGUGUUAGGCCAUCCUUGCAUUGCUAUAAAGAAAUACUUGGGCCAGGCGUGGUGGCUCACGCGUAUAAUCCCAGCACUUUGGGAGACCGAAGUGGGUGGAUCACCUGAGGUCAGGAGUUCAAGACCAGCCUAGCCAACAUGGUAAAACCCCAUCUCUACU